Messenger RNA from Diprion similis, 6555 nucleotides. It is a transcript of the gene dome, whose product is annotated as cytokine receptor-like. Lineage: Eukaryota; Metazoa; Arthropoda; Insecta; Hymenoptera; Diprionidae. The transcript has 13 exons. Bases 731 to 5230 code for a protein of 1499 amino acids. The record is from RefSeq and is a predicted model, not a curated record. Gene Ontology annotation, molecular function: protein binding.
AUUUCCAAGAAAGUGGCGUUGCGCGUUAGAAAGUGACGUCAAUGAUUCAGAUGGCGAGUUAAGCAAUCGCUAGGUUCAAAUGUCACCAAACUAUACUUCCGAUAUCUAUUGAUUCGCCAACAUUCUUGACCUCCACGGUAUUUAUCAGAGUCCAGAAUUGAUAAAAAUCCACUACAGCGUAUUUCUCCAUCAUUCGGCCACAAAUAAGAUUAUCAUAGCGAAGGUCAUUUUAAGGACGCUUCGGGUUGACGUUGGCAGCACUGCUUUAAAAUUGAUCGGCCGUAUCUAUUACCCGGAAAAUAUUAUAUUCUUUCUGGGACUCGGGUGAGCGAAUGUAAACAGGAUUGGAGCAAAGACGUAAUGGCACAAAUAAGACGAGUGAACGAUAGUGGCACCAGAUAGUGAAUAUUUAUUGUGCCAUAAUCGAAGUCCGUUCCAGUGCGGGUGGUUAUGAUAAUCGAUUGUUACCGCAGUGAGGUGUGUUUAAUAAUUCUCGCGAGGGACCGAGCAAGCGAGGAGAGGAACGCGGACAUUUAGACUCAGUCGUACAUCGUGCGCUGUGCGGGGAGCGGGGAGGGAUAAGGAUAACUGGCAUCUGCAAGGCAGAAAGAGUAACGGAGCAACGGAAGUUUCGCCUAAGCAGCGGGAAUUAUCGCGAGGGGUUCGUCAAGGUAAUGGGCACGCAAUAUUGUCCAAAGACCUGUCUUUGCAAAGGUUAUCCGUUGGAAAGAUGCAUAUGUCCCGGCGCUCAUUUAUCCAUUCAAUGAGUAACAGUCUUAAUUUGGCUUCUAUGGAUGAAGAAGCUUCCAAUUUACAUGUGCGACCUCUGAAUAAAAUUAUUCGAAAAAGAGUAUUCUUUUUCAAAAAUACAUCCGGUAAACAGAGAAGAGGGACAAAGUUCCUUGAUUACCACAGGCCUGUGGUUAAUCAGAAUGAAAGCUCCAAAUUUGCAAAGCUACCCAUGACAAACACUCGGAGAGAUGACGAAAAAUAUACCAAUCGAGUUGAAGGUGGACCAAAAGUACAAAAUUGGGGAAACUAUAGAUGGAGCGGUCAUAGUUUUUGGGUAUUCUCCUUCCUGCUCCUUUUGUUUCCAUUCGAUAUCUGCGCAACUGAUCCAAAUCAGUGUAGCCCUGGACUAAAUACACCAGGAAGAACAUCGCCGCUGGGUGAUAUAGUCAAAGAAUAUGGACAGUCCUUGAAGAUAUACUGUAUACUGAAUGAGACUCUAAAGGAACCAAAAUUUCACGGUAAAAACUCCUCGGACUUGGUAUUUUAUCGAAAUGACAGAGAAAUGGAACCGGAGUAUGUGACUGUUAUCAACAAAACAACAAUCGCAAUGUACGUCGAUAAACCAGAACCAUCAAGCGACAUGUACUACUGCAAACUCAGAUUGGGUAAUGGUUCUGACCCGUCGUACGAGGCUGUCUGUCUGAACAAAGUUGUUAUCGGGUUCAAGCCUAAGGAACCGUUAAACUUCUCUUGCAUAUCGCAAAACUGGGAGAAUCUUACUUGUACGUGGGUGCCAGCACCCAAUUAUGUCGCAACUAAAUUCUCUCUGGGUUACAAGCUACCUGGUAGAGCCGGUGGAAGGACAACUUUCAACUGCCCGGAAACAAAGAAUGACCCAAAGUUUCCGCCAAAUACUUGUACAUGGGAUGCUACUACGGACCCGCCAUACAGAAUGGUCCAUGAAAACUUCAAAUUUGUAUUAACUGCUGAAAACGUUUUGGGAAUCAACCAUUUUAUUUAUCAAUUUCAUCACUGGGCGCAUGUGAUUCCUGCUAAACCUGUUGGUUUGUCUGUCGUCAACAAAACAUUCUCCAGUGCUUUGCUCCAUUGGAAUGUACCGUAUCCGAUGGGUACCUUUCCGCCAGGCCUCCAUCAUAAGAUUUCCUACCAGAGUCUUUGGGAUGGUGAAAAUUCUUGGAAGACGGAACAUAUAAGGAGCGCACCUCGUCAGGAUGAAAAAUAUUUCAAUCUUACCAAUUUGCAAUAUGCAAAUACACCUUAUGACGUUAGAAUUUUCAGCAAAAGUGCACUAGCAGUCGGAGAAGAUAGUUGGAGUCUGUUCAGUGACAUUAACUUCAGAACCGCAGCUACACUGCCAGGACUACCAGUAAAGACAGAUAUUGGAAGUUUCGAGAUUGUCGCAAAGACUGCAAACAGGGAUGUGUACAUAUACUGGCAAUCGAUUCCGGCAUACUUGGAAAACGGAGACAACUUCACGUACAAAAUUGUUAGUGUGGAAGAAAAUGGCAAAAAGGUGAAUCUGCAGCCACAGGAAAAAACCAAAACUUAUGCAAAGUUCAAAGGAAUCGGUGUUCACAGUUUUAGAUUUGAAAUUGUAACUGCCAACUGUAAAGGGGAAAAUGAACAUAAAGCUGUGGUACAUGUACCGAGUAAACUCGAAAUGCCACGAGAACCAGAUGUGUUUACGAAAAUCGCAUUCGACGCCGGUCUCUAUGAGCUGUCCUGGAAUCCACCGCGUAAUUCGAACGUUGUGAAUUACACAAUAUUUUGGUGCGAAAACGAUCGUGACAGACCAUAUCAAUGCACUGGGUACCUUGACUGGGUUCACGUAAAUCGGACUGUAACCGUACACAACAUCACGGUGCCUGACGCGAGAAAAGUCUACCAAUUUGCGAUAGCAGCGAAUACAGAUCGAGCCAGCAGCGGUAUGGUAUGGGCCUCGUGUACGGCCAUCCACAACAACACUAUUGGGAAGAUGAAGUCUGUGUGGAUAAAUCGUCCCGAAUCGUACCAGAUUGAGAUUGGUUGGAAGCUGGAGUGCUCCGACCGCAUAGGCAUUGUCGAAGGUUUUAGAAUAUAUUAUUGCCCCAUUGUGGCGCCGCAGAACCUCAACUGCAAGGGUGAGAAAUUAAACAGAACAGUGAAGGCUGACCCUCAGACAAUGCGCGGCAUUGUGACCGAUUUGAAGCCCUAUACCACCUACAUGCUAUCCGUAGCAGUAUUGACAAAGAACGGCGAGGGACCCGCAAGUGACCCACAGUAUAGCACGACGCUCGAGGGAGCACCCAGUGUGCCCCUCAACGUUAUGGUUAAAAACGUAACUAACACAAGCAUGGCGGUUCAAUGGGAAGCCCCAGUUGCUAUGAACGGUGUGUUACGAUAUUACCAUGUUCAUUACAACCAAAACAAGACAAGAGUCGAAGGCGCCCAGGGCAAUGCUACCCAAGUAGUGAUUGAAGGCCUCAAACCGCACACGCGUUAUAACAUCAGCGUCUCGGCAUGUACCGUUACAUGCGGCAAUCUCUCCUCACCGAUAGAUCUUUGGACGGACAUCGGAGUUCCAGGAAAAAUGGAAGUACCUGCCAUACGAUUUAUGAAUACCAGCCAGAUUCAAAUUGUCUGGAACCCACCAAGAGAACCGGCAGGGCUUACAGACUUUUAUGAGAUAGAAACUGAGGACAAGAUCUAUACCAACAUAACUAAUCAUGAAAAGUAUCUGGAUAUUGCCGACUGCCAGACAAAUCGUAAUAGAGCGCAUCUAUUCCGUGUAAGGGCUAUCAACUUUGGGCCUAAAAAAACACGCCUGGAAGGGCCUUGGUCCGAAGCUGGAGAAGGGACCUGUUACAACAGCGGACCACCUGACGUGACUUGGAUGUUAGUAUGGAUUUUCGGAAGUCUCAUCGGCGUAGCUGUCCUACUGUUUAUAGCAUACUCUUCAAAGAGAUUGUGGACGAAAUGUAAGGCUAUGCAGGAUGUGGAAGUAAAAUUACCACCUGGUCUGGCGUCCAACACGCAGAAAUUGUUGGGACCACCCAACGAACAGCACCUACCGCCACGUUCUGUAGAUUCAAGCGGUUGCUCGAGCGGACAAGAGUCUGUUACAUCGUCUCUCACCUCGGAGUCUCACGUGUCAACGGAUAGUGGGGCCGAUCUAGAUCCCUUACCAAUGUCGCCGACGAAACUACUCGAAUCACCCCCUACCUGGGAAUCGUCAAGGUUACGACAACGUAUUGUUGCUGGUACCAAACCAGAGUCAUGUAACGACCACGAACAGUGGGACUCGUAUGUUAAAGUCGCCAAGACUUUAGACACAUCCGCGGGUGACGUUCUUUCUCUGGCAAAAUCGACACCGAAUCUCACGGCAGACAUUACCGACGCAACCCCAUCAGCUGGUCUCUAUGGCGCGUCUCGGCAACAUGCCUGGUCCUCGACUGGAUAUAUAAGCAUGCCUUCCUCCUCGUCUUCCACGGCCUCCUCUGAGGAAGAGUCGUCAAACAGUCCAAGUCCUUCGCCGCAUGGCCAAGGAAGUAAUCAAGGAGUUUACAGCAUAGUGGGCUUGGCACCUCCGCCCGCGUUUGCAACUAAAACAGGAGUCGGAGCAGCGGCAGAAACAAGCGGUGCGAACAGCAACCACCCGCAGGCUGUGAAUCUUAUACCUCUCGAGGCAGAACCAAGGUUGACGACUGCGGCCACGUCGAAUCCAUACGUCAGUCUCGCUUCCUUAGAAGAAAAAACGAAAAAUACUAAUAUGCCGCAUUUAACGUCCCUGGGAAACUUUGAAGAGAUGAAGUUUGUUCACCCGAUCCGAGAAGUAGAACACAGCCAGUUACCAAUGUCGGACAAAUAUUGCAAGCCGUAUGUGCGGACGGGAUUAAAUGACACCAUGAUGAAAUCAUGCCCACCGAACGAGCUGGACGACGAAGACGCGCUAAACGCUUGUUACGCUGUGACAGGAGAACCUUUCGGCCAAUCGUUAAUUCAGUUGCCGAAACAUGCUUAUGUACCUGUAGGUACGAGGCUUGGUGCGUUACCUGUGAGCAGCGCGAAGGACUCGCCGCAAACGCAAAGUCCUUACGUCUCGGUAUCAACCAUGAUAUCCAUGCUGGAACCUUCAUCUCACGGCAACCAAGAAAAAAGUGCCGGCGUUCACGACCACUUCGCGCCAUCCUACCCCUUUUCCUCCGGAAUUACUGAGUCAUCGGCCGCAACGUUACAGAGCUUAGACGGCCAUGGCGAUCGUGUUAUAUCCGGUACGCCAUCCGUAUCCACAUCUUUGCCAAUAGUCAAACAAACAUCUGGUUAUGUGACUAUAGCAGAAAAUCCAUCACGACCUAUUGGGAAUACGACGUUGGAAAGUUCAACGCUGUCGUACGUACCCCAUCAACAAGUCGAUCAAAAAUCACCACUCUCUCAACAGAACGUUAAUCGGGCUGACGAACAAUACAGCAAAGUGACCGUUGUGCCGACAAGUACAUAAACAUGAUUAGCUGCUACGUGUAAAAAUAUCCGUAUGCCGGUGCGUUGGGCAACGAUGUACAUACGCAAUGUACGCAGACUGCGAAUCUUCGAUGAAGCGAGCCAUGUACACUUCCGUUGUCGAUCGAUUCACAAUGGCAACUUGAAAAGUGCAAGGCAUGGACGAAGCUUAUGAAGCAUGCUUCUCCGAAUAUUCUCAGUAAAUAUAGCUAUUUCGAAUGGUGCAAGUAAGGCAAAGCAUGAUGCAGAGUGCAAAAGAUGACGUCUCUGAUUAUCGUAUUUUUCCGAAUAUAAGCAGAGGUUUUUUGCCACUGACAGUACCCGCAAAAAUUGUCCUCGUCUUACACGCGGACCUGUCGAAUGUGUGGGUAACUAGUAAAAACACUCUGGAAUACCGUCUCAGAAUUGGGGGUCAACUUAUACUCGGAACAAUACGGUAUUUUAAGUUGAACGACCAGUGUGUCUUUCAUAUCCAUUCGUGAUUCAUUGAAUCCUGUAUUAGUUGUUGAUAGUGGAUCUUGUACAACGAAUUUGAAUGGAGGAAUAUUAACCGACGAUGCAAGGCAGUGGAAUGAAGUGGAAUAGGUCUGUAUGUUUUGUACAAUCAGGUAUGGUGGUAUUAUAAUGAAUAAGUGAUGAAUUAUCGAUGAAUUAUUAGUAAUUUUAUGAGAGUGCACGAGCGCGGUGAACUCAGCAGAAUUUUGACAGAGAAAAAAAUCUGCAAGCUUGUUGAGAUAUAAUUUUAACUAUUAUAGAUCAUAUUCCUACAUAAUAUUGUAUAUUUUAAGAUUAAUUGUAGACCACGGGGGUGUUUAUUAUUAAUUUUUCCCAUCGGUCGACAGAAUUUGUACAAAAUGGCCGUUUCUGACGUACGAAUUAGGAUACGAUAAUCGCAGCUUAAAAGUUGGCUGCAUAAAUAAUAUGCGUUGCAAUUGUAUUACACCGCAGACUGACGUUUUACAUGUACAUACGUCUAUAAUCGAGUUAUUAUAAAAUAUAAUCAUAUGUGUCUGAGUGUAUCAGUGGUUGGGUUUAAGCUGUGUCGAUAAUUUCAUUCAAUGGAUUAUUUUCGCUUUCUCUUCUUUGUGCAUCUCACCUGACAUACGUAUUCUACAAUGACAUACGAUAAUCGACGUGACUACAUUUUUACAUUGCUUUAAUAUCCAUGCAAUUCGUAUAUGAAGGUUUACACAAGGAACUGGCAAUUAAACGAACUAACCACUUUUAACCUUUAGAGGGCCGGUAUCGCUCAUUUUCGAGUCUGCAGAUAACUCGGAAAUUCCACCGGAAGUGUUGACUAUUUAUAUUCAUAAAUCGUACCUCUAA